Messenger RNA from Dothidotthia symphoricarpi CBS 119687, 600 nucleotides. RefSeq lists its product as uncharacterized. The transcript has a single exon. The record is from RefSeq and is a predicted model, not a curated record. Lineage: Eukaryota; Fungi; Ascomycota; Dothideomycetes; Pleosporales; Dothidotthiaceae. Bases 35 to 514 code for a protein of 159 amino acids.
GACGUCCGUUGGUCAGCGCUGCCGUCGGCUCGGGAUGCAAGCGUGUCGACGCCAAGCGCUGCCAGCUGUUGCGGUAGCAGGAGAGAUUCGCCCGAAGCACAAAGCACGAAGCACGCUGGAAUUCUUAUGUCGAGGCAUGGUACCGCAGUGCUCUGAGGAAGUGUGUACCUGCCGUGACGGGUGGGACUCGAUUGCCAUUGUUUGCAUGCCAGGUUUUGGAGAAAUGUCAAAUCAGAUCCCGGCAGCCUCGACUGCGAGCUUCUACCUACACAGUCUGGGCGCCUAUCAGGGAUGGCAAUCAAGCGGGCCACAGCUACUGCAAGCAACCGCGUUCACGGGCUCGGUGCGUCGAGGCCGUGGUGCCAUCCCCUGUCAUGGUGUUGUCCUGUCUCGGUUGAGACGGCGAGGUGGUACAGACGAGUGGGAUGAAUGUCACUGCUCGCAUACAAGCGUUUCAGAGACAGCUGUUAGUGGUGAACGAGGGUGUUCCCACUGCUCGAGGGUGCAGCUGUAGUGUGCUGCAUGCAACAGCUAGCUCCAGCUACUCGUGCUGGUGUUGAGCUCGGCGGGGAUCACUCGACAAUAUGGCCGUUGCUAGUC